AUGCCACCACCCCCUCCACCCCCUCCACCCCCUCCACCUGCUGACUCUGCUGACUCUGCUGACUCUGCUACUCCUCCUACUUCUAAUACAGAUACAAAAUCGUACACCCCGGCCGUCGCUUGGUGUGCCAAGGCCUGCAAACCCCGUCACGUGUUGUCAACAUCACCAUGUCAGUGCCACCCUGAUGAACCAGUGUAUGCUGCCCCCAAGCAGCCAAAGGCUGUCCCCAAAGCUAGAGACAACACUGAGGUCCUUUGCCGGAAAAGUUGUCACCCAAGACCGGUUUUCAGCUCUAGCCCUUGUGAAUGUGGCUUGCCUGCACCGGGGGAUAACAGCCAUAUGUACCCUUUUGCUGCACCAAACCCAGUUGAGACAGCUCUGAACCUCCCAGCCGCACCUGCGUACAGUAUUGGCACCAAGGAAGGAGCUGCUGCUGUGCAAGGUCCUGCUAGAUCCUCCGUUGCUAAAAAAGGUGCAGGGAAGAAGAAGCAAGCGAACAUCAAAUCAGCGGCCAGCAAACAACCGGCUGCCGAGGAAACAGAGGAUGAAUAUUACAGCAGAUCCAAUGGACUGAAGUUGAGAUACUUAGAUACUUCAGCUAAGAAUUAUCAAGGCUGCUACAAAGACAAGAAACCAGGACGGGAUCUCUCUCGCAGAUUCACGCGUUACGCCAUGACUCCCGAGGUUUGCCUGCGGGAAUGCAAAUACCAAGGAUAUAAAUUCGCAGGAUUGCAGUACGCGUAUCUGUGCUUCUGCGGGAAUGCUUUUGGUCGCUAUGGCAAAGUCGAUGAUGCGUAUUGUAAUUCAAGGUGCCUUGGAGACAAGACAAGACCGUGCGGUGCUUUCUGGCACAAUUCUGUCUAUUCCAUUGACGGAAGGGACUACGACCCAACUGAUUUCGACUUCCGCAAGGUCGAUGCAGAUGAGGCCAGGAAAGAUGCAAUUGCUCAGAAGCAGGGUUUUGACCCAAACAAUUUUUCAAGCACAACCAAAGCUAAAGUUGCAAACAAUCUCGUCAAAGCUGCCGAGGCUGCAUUGAAGGCUGCAAAGAAAUUACUACCAGAUUCUAAAAGCAACAUUUUCAAGAAGUCCAAAAAUGGCAAACAGAAAAGAGAUGAUGAUGAAGAUGAGGAGUUAGAAGAGUUCAAGCUAUCAGCAUUAGCUUCCCUUGGAGCGGCAAAGAAACUCCUGAAAAAGACUACUGUGGUCAGCCCAGCCAAACACAAGGACAAAGAAAAACGAUCAAUUGAAGUUGGCGACGAUGACUGGGUUGAUUUGGACAACGGCAAGGACCUCCUCGUUGCUUACCUUGGUGGCAUUGCUGACUACAGGAGACAGAUUCGCAGUGUUGAUAAUGAUGAUGAUGAUGACUUCGAGGCUGAUGAUGGUAAAUACCCCAUGUCUUUUGCAUAAACUUCCCUUCUUGAAUUAAAAGAGGCCCUCCCCAGCUUUGACCCUACUUUUCUAGUAAACAGCUCUUUGAAUGAAUAUACAAGGCUGAUAUACGAUUGCCUUUUGUUUUCAGAAACAAUUAUUAUCAAUUUCCGUUUUCAGACGAAAAUAUCAAAAUGUAGCACUCUAUCCUUUGCAAGAAGCGAAUCAGUAAAUCUAAGAACCUUCAAACAAAUUAUGACGUAAAUAUUUCUAAAUCUCACAAUUAAUAGAUUCCAAAACCUUUUUGCGUUGCAAUAUUAUUGAGGAUGCAAGGAAACAAUUGUCAAAGAACGUGUAUUCCUAAUGCAACGUUCGAAGACAGGAAGGCUUAAAAAAUCACUGCAUUUUGAUUUUACGCCUCCUUAAAAUUGCGUAACUUCAAAUUUUUAUUAGUUCGAAUUUAUGUCAACUCCAGGCUAUUACUAGCUUCCCUUCUUUAUCUCUACAGAAAGCAAUUUCAAAUUUAUAAUUUCAAAUGUCUUUGAAUCAAAUGACUGAUAAUUCUAAAUGUUCUGAAUGUUCUGAUUUAGACUUCUAGAUCUUCAAGAGCUGUUGAAAGUAGAUUUGAUCUUUAUCAAACAAAUCUGCGUUGCUCCGAUUCAAUGCAAGCUUCCCUUUGAUCAAUUGUUACAGCGUAU
Molecule: messenger RNA, 2072 nt
Organism: Rhopilema esculentum
Lineage: Eukaryota; Metazoa; Cnidaria; Scyphozoa; Rhizostomeae; Rhizostomatidae
Source: RefSeq, a predicted model, not a curated record